This is a messenger RNA of Harpegnathos saltator (Jerdon's jumping ant), 3632 nucleotides long. RefSeq lists its product as uncharacterized. The transcript has 4 exons. NCBI's taxonomy places the organism in Eukaryota, Metazoa, Arthropoda, Insecta, Hymenoptera, Formicidae. The record is from RefSeq and is a predicted model, not a curated record. The coding region runs from base 499 to 2964 and encodes 821 amino acids.
UCGCGAAUUGUGAGUGGCUCGUGAAAAAAAUUGCCAACGUGGCUGACAGCUGAGAUGUGUGGACGCACACAGGCUGUAUGACUCGACUCGGUGUGAUUCAUCCUGUUCGGAUGAACAAUGGGAAUGGCCCGGCGUUGUGCCGCGUUGCUCCUCCAGCUGUUCAAUUCCGCGCAAGUCGUGUCGAUUCCUCUUUCUCCCGAUUAAUCGUAUUAUUAUGUCAUUCAUCCUGCGGUAUUGACGCGGCUGUCACGCACGAGAACUUCACUGCGUUCGUGUGCAUUGAGAUGCAUUCGAUAAAAUUGCAUGUGCCUUGACUCUUUCGCUUAUUUGCUUCCGUUUGAAUCACUUCGAUGUAUCAUAUUCAGUAAUAAAACGCAAUGAAUGUAAUUAUCAUGGGAGUGUUAUACUACUCUUUGAUGUCAACAUCCAUGAUGGUUUAUACUGGAAUGUGGGUGUAAGUGCGGCACUUGCGGACAGGAUAGUCAACAGCAUUGUGACAUGCAUCUGCAUGCAGAAAUAGAGAACUUACGGCAGCGCUUAAUGGAAAAAGACAACCAUAUUGUGACGAUGGAAACGCAAUUUUUAAACGAGGCUGAUAAAUUUCCAAAUGGUGAAUUGGCUUCCAUGAAAGAGGAGCUGCUGAUAUGGCAAGAGAAAUAUUCACGUCUACAUGAGGCACACAAGAGGGUGCAAAAGGUUAAUCAGAAUCUCGAGGACAAAUUGCUGCGAAUUGUGGACAAAUGUGAGACAGAGAAGGGUGCCUUCACGAAGGAUAUUGCGACUUUGUCUCAUAGAUUAGCAGAUGCGAAUUUUACAAUUCAUCGGUUAACUCAAGAUAAUGAAAAAUAUAGAAACGACGUUAGUUUAGCAAUACAAUUGCUACAGUGCAAACCUUCUAACUUCGUGGGUCAGAAAUACGACUCGCUGCCGUCUGAAGUGCAGGCCAAGGUGCGCACAUACGUCGCGCAGAAGCGUUGCCCUGCAGACGUGGUGCAACCAGACGUAAAGAGCAUCACUGUGCCGAUAUCCACGUUCCCGCCAACGGCGAUGGUAUACAACAUCACCAAGCCGACGGUGGAGAAGCACAGCGACGACGACGACACCGGCGACGAGUGCAAACCGCCGGUGGACGUCGUCUCGGCCGCCAUAAUGGCGAAGGUGUUGGAGGACCGCGAAAAGGAGAGGAUCUUCGCAAAGCACUGUGACACGUGUACCUGCCAUCGGAGCAUUCUCAUGCUAGACGCGGAGACACAGACGUGCCUGCCCAACGCGUCCGUUCCUCCCAAAGAGGAGCAAACGCGUCGCAACGUCACCAAGUCCGCGUCGGAGAAGACGUUGAACGGCGAGAAGCAGCAUCAGAGUGUGGACAAACUCACGGCUAACUCCGCGCCGAUCUCGCACACGGUCUUCUAUGAGAUCAAUGAGAACAUCGCGAACGGCGAGAAAACGCGUCACCAUGUGAACGGCGACUGCGGCACGAUCUAUGCCACACAAGUUACUUGUAUCAAGGACAAGUUCGUCGGCAGAAAUAGCAGGAACGUUCAGGAUUGCCCGGUCGAGGAGAAUUGCGCCACGAAGGCCGGCUUGAACAAGAAAAACUCGUCGCAGCGUUCGCCGUCAUUCUCGCGACUGAACGAUCUCAAUAGGAUAAACAUCGACAAGGCCAAGCCACUCAGGGCUAGUAACAAAAAGUGCGAAUCUCUGGCUGAUAAUAACAAGUCUAUCGCGAAAUACUGGAGCAAGAGCGAAAGGAGUAGCUUUGAUCAGUUCGGUGACGGGUCAACGCGCGCCGACAAGGAGCAGACACACAUCGACAUCAUCAACGACAGACUGUGGAAGAACGAGUGGACCAAGUGGAAGUCCGAGAUGAAUGCAAAGGACAGCAAGUCCAGGGCGAAUCGCGGCGUCGAGCUUGAUAUCAUCAACGACCGCGAUUGGAAGAACGACCGAUCGGAGCGGCAAGAAGCGCGGAAUGUCACGCAGUUUACGCUGAUCGAGGUGAAGAGCCCGGACAACAGCGCGAGCAACAAUGACGGCAGUCAGCCAGAGGUAGCGACCAGUCCGAGCUUCAGCAGUGACAGCAUGGUGAUCUCCAGCUCUGAUCCGUCCAGCAGCUGCAGUGACGUCGCGCAAUCGUCGACUGGCGUCGGCGGCACGCACGUCGUCUUCAACAACGUCAAGUCCGUCGGUUCGGGCCAAGGCCGCGUGACCGGACCGAGGAACUGUCUGGUACGUGUCACACCUGGUUCCAAGAACAUUCUGCUGGAUAAUGCGGGCCACUACAAAACUGUGCUAUACAGCAGCACUGACGGCAAGGCCAGCACCGCUUUGGUGCACGCGAAGAAGACAUCUCGGGCCAGUUCCGAGCGUUCGACCUCAACCAGCAGUGAAGACAACAAUUCGCCGGUGCUGUUGCAGGACAAUCAGCUGCAGCGGGUGGCCGAGUGGGUGCAGUCGUCGUUGCGCGUGGACAGUUCGACAGUGCACGAUAGCAAUAAGAGCGGCAAGUGCGGGGAGAAGGCCGUGAACGAGAAGCGCAAGUCCUCGGAGCAAGGUGGAGCGAUCCCGGCGGCUCAUGACGUUCGUGUCGACGACGUGAUGAAAAAGUCGUCGAAAAAUGUCGAGGCUUACCGCGAGAUGCCUGCGGAGAAUGGAUCGAGCGAUGUUGAUCCUUUGUUGGGCAUGCAGUGCAUGCAAGCGGACCACGGCGAAAAUCUCAUAACAUUUGACGUGUUAGACGAGCAGUCGCCAAAGGACUCGCGCAAGACUAGUCUGAACUACGAGGUGAAGAUCACCAAGGAGAUGGAAGAGACGUAUUUGAAAUUAGCGGCGAGCUUGGAUCCGGUGACGUUGAGUUUGCCAAGUCCCACCGACGCUGGAUUGACGAUCGAAAAGUACCGGAAGGAUCACAAGAGGCUUCAUCAUGUACAGAGAGUCCAGGAUAAGGCGGGAUCAAAAGCUUAAUGUAUCUCAGCGAAACAUUCUUCGAUGACAAUUGACUAUAUCAGCAGGGAGUUCCUCUAAAGAUAACAGAGCGUUAUUUUUUGUAACUAUAUUAACGUAAGGCUGUACCAAGAGACGAGUAGCUUUUAGACUUGAUAGAGGGAAGGAGAGAAGGAGAGAGGGAGAAAGAAAGAGUCUUACACGAUGCUGCGGACUAUUAUUGGUUCUGUUUUGUUUGCGCGAGCGAGCGAGAUCCGCGGAUCGAUCCAAGUUUAUGCGAGGUGAAACUACAAUAUUCGAUGCGAUCAAGUUCAGUGCAACACGGUAGUCUGAUUGUAUUGUCAAUUAUGUAAUUAAUUAUGGGGAAUUCCGCGGCAACAGCAUGCUCGAAAUCGCACGAAAACUGCCAUUAUUUUCCAGGCAUGCUGUCGUAGGUUCUUAUCAGCGAAAUUCUUUAUCUUCGAAAACAAACUUAAAGCAACAAGAUUAAUUGUUUCGCUCUACUCGGCGCGUACUCGCCUCUAAAAACCCCGUCUAUAUAUUAUUAGCAUGUUGAGAUAAUUAGUCAUUUUUACGAUGCACAUGAAUAUAAUUUUCCGAUCCCGCUUUGCUCAAGAGUUGUGCACCAUAUACGUUUGCGAAACGGUUUGGACAUAUACCGGAUUUAUUGAAUCGAAUUAAAUUUACCG